GUGCCGUAUUGUUGUCUUCUUGGCCAGGCUUCGCCUCUCUCUCUCUCUCUCUAUACAGUCAGUUCUGUCACAGAGAGGAACGAAGAAGAAUAAGAACAAUGGAAGCUGCGAAUACAGAGAAGGCAAUAGCGCAUGAAAUUGGAGGAAUCCAAAAUGAUACAUUUCGUUUUGGACUCCACAGUGUCAAGAGCGACAUCGUUGGAUCUCACCCCCUUCAAUCUGCUUAUCAAUCUACGAAGGAGGUGCAGGAACAGAUGAAAAGGAGAAUUCUUUUGAACACGUACGGGUCGGCACUUCCGUUGAAGAUGGACCUCGAUCGCCAAAUGCUUUCGAGAUUCCAAAGGCCUCCAGGUCCAAUACCAUCUUCCAUGCUAGGUUUGGAGGCACUGACUGGAAGUUUGGAUGGCUUUGGUUUUGAAGAUUACCUCAGUGACCCACACGAGUCUGAAACAUUUCGUCCCAUGGACAUGCAUCAUGGAAUGGAAGUUCGACUUGGACUCUCCAAGGGACAAGCCUGCCCCAGUUUUAUCUGAAGCAUUGUGCCAUGCUGGCGGGAGAAAUUUAAGUUCUUCUUUGUGUUGCUGUUUCAUGGAUACUUAUGUUUCUCUCUACAAAUAUGCAGUGAUUGGUUAAGUUUUAAUUCAAAUAUAUAUUAGACUGUUAACCUGAUGGCGGGGCAUUUUUCCUUUCAAAAAUGGUAUGUUGGUAAUGAGUUUAAAAUAAGGGUAUAAGCAUAUAUAACUAGUAGCUCUGAAAUAUUUUAGAUUUCUUAUAUGUGGAAGUUUAUAGAAGCAUAUUUUUGUUGUUCAACCUUUGUGGAGGUUCCCCACUUUUGGAUGCCAAUAAGGGGAACUUUUGCCAAAACUUCCAAGUUCAUUUUGCUGAAUUAUUGAUGUUGCAACUC
Molecule: messenger RNA, 904 nt
Organism: Camellia sinensis
Lineage: Eukaryota; Viridiplantae; Streptophyta; Magnoliopsida; Ericales; Theaceae
Product: Proteasome maturation factor UMP1
Biological process (GO): proteasome assembly
Cellular component (GO): cytoplasm; nucleus
Source: RefSeq, a predicted model, not a curated record